Caenorhabditis sp. 36 PRJEB53466 is the source of this 5165-nucleotide messenger RNA. Lineage: Eukaryota; Metazoa; Nematoda; Chromadorea; Rhabditida; Rhabditidae. The record is from the annotation of a GenBank genome assembly.
AUGGUGACCGAUUUGCGCUCGCUUCCAAUUGUGAAAGUUAUUGGCGAACCGUUGGAUGAGACACUUGAGACCGUGGUCGAAUCGAUUCAAUUCUCCAUUUUCUGCUUCACACUUCCCUUCUACCUGUUUGUCACUUAUAUCAUGUUGAAUGCUCAAUUACGGGGCAUCGUGGAACUCUCCACACCUUUCUUCAAGCUCUGCAUCACCACUGCCGUCGUCGAUAUUUGUGAGUGGCCUGAAAACUUUUUUAGAUUAGUGAGUUAGAUCAGUGAGAGAACUGUGUGAACCUUUGUUGAGAUUCAAUCAGUCCAGUUUUCUUUUUUAUUACUAGUAAUUGUUGUUCUUUUCGUUUGUCAGGGCUCCUCGAGCACGAAGAAAAUGGGUCAGACCACUUGAACAUACUGAGUCACUGGCUAAGAUUCGAUAAGAGGCAAAUACAGCAAAAGUAUAGUUGCUAACUUAACCUAGGAAAUAUCACGGCGACUAAAAGUGUAGAAAGAUUUCCGGAAAUGAAAAAGUUCAUAUAACAUUCACAGAAAUGGUUUACUUGAGAUUAAACUUGAGAGAGGUUGAUAGCCCAAUUACUUUUCUAAUAUAAACGUUCGCAAUUUAACUCCGACUUUUUUUUCCAUUUUCAUACAAAGUACAUUUCAGGCGGCCUUCUCAACAACUAUCUGGGCGCGAUGUUCCCCAAAUGGAGCUGGGGUACCGGCAUCUAUUUGUACCUGGACCACUUUUACGCGCACGCUUAUCUGUACUUUGCCUGGGCUUUAGGUUCGUUUAUAAUUACGUAAAUAACCUGAUGUCGUGUGUGAGAACAACACGUGGCAUGUCAUGAUAAUAGAAGCUUUGCAACAAUUCUCUGGUUCAUGGGAAAAGGUCGGAGGAAGGAGCAAAAAAUGAUGUUUGGUAAAGAAAGAACAAUGUUUAGAGGGUGUGCAACAGAAAUCUUCGAGUUUCUAAGUGUUGUAGCAACGGAAUUGUGUCAGCAAAUUCAUGAAGUCCUCUGAACUCUUUAAAUCAUCCGAUAGUUAUCACUUAACUAUAUCAUGUAUCAAGAAUACGCUAGAAAACUAGCUUGGAGUUAUUCUGGUACCUAAUUACACCAUUGCGCCCUCAAAUUCCGGGAAAACUCUCAAAACGAAUCAUUAUAAUGUCUAGUCAGGCGCCCCAAAUAUAUUUUGAUGCGCGCCGGGAGAAAAUUGAUUGGCAGGUGAGUUGUAGUCCGAAAUGAGUGGGAGAAGUAUUGAAUUAAAUCAGGAAUGUUACUAGUAUUGCCGUAAUGAAAUCGCGAAGGACGAAUUAGGAAUCUGCAAAUCUACAGUAAUCCUUUCAGGUAUCUGUCAAGCCAUUUGCGUUUCCAUCCUUGCCACGAAUCGUCUUUCCGCUAUAAUGUUUCCUAAUAAACAUAACAUCGUAAGUGAGACCUACGAGCAUAACCUUUUUUGAAAACAAACGGUUUUUCUGUAGAUGUGGAGCUCCACCCGCCUACGCAUUGCCAUGUCGCUCCAGUUUAUUCCCGGAAUGAUUGCGGGUCUCGCCACGCUUUUCAACGGGACCCAAUUGUAUCGAAACAACAAAAAUGGAGUGGUCCCAAAGUUUAUCGAGUGAGACUGACUAUUUGAAAAACGGUGAAAUAGUGAAAUGUUACAGUGAAAAGCUAUCGGACUUCUUUUUUCUAGUUGUCGGGGCAUUUUUGACAAUUGUCUGUAUAUAUCUCAUUUCUGCAUAUUGUUAUCUUUUGUACGUGUUGCGCAAGAAUAGUAACGCUAUUGUAAGUUCAAAAUUGUUUGGCAGCUUCUCCUAUGGCGAAUGACUUUUAGAAAAGCACUCAAUUGCGAAAAACUCGAUCGAAGAUCAGAAAAAGGGAAUUCAAGCUGUUUAUAAUGAGUAGUAUUACCGGUAAAUGACAGCAGCAUGGUGCAUCAGCCAACGUUCUCCAAUUCUAGUAGCCAUCCAAAUCGCGGCACUUUGUCUUUUUGUCUCUUACGCCACUGGGAUACUGGCAAUCUCGUUGGACAAGUUCUAUCUUCUCUACAACGGCAUCAGGUACCUUUUUGUGCUGUUCUCCAUGUAAACCCGGUUAUUCAGUGACCUUUACGCGGGUAUCAACCCCUAUCUCCUCUGGAUUUUCUCUGAUUCACUCCGAAGACACAUCAUUAUUUGGUUUGGCUUCCAAACGAAUCGAAAACAGCCAAGCUCUUCGGUGAUGAAUGUCAUUCAUUAAAUUUUUACUUUGACAAAAAUAAAUCGAAACAUAAGAAACAGCACUUUUGGGGUGCACCUUACAAAGAUGACUCGUAACUGUCAAGAACAUGUUGGUUGCAAUUUGCAACUUGCAAAGUGUCUCGAUUGACCUUUUGCAACAGUUUCAUACAAUUUUGGCAAUCACUUGCUCAGUUUCUGUAAAUUUCUUAUCAAAGUGUUCAAAAUGAGCGAUAGCGCUGUAACGCAUUGAUUGGAUCCUUUCUAAACUUCAAAAUAAGACGGUCACGACUUGCAAAAUGCAAAUGAAGUUGCUCAAUGAUGCUCGAACAUUGGUUUCAAUCUGUCCUAAUCUAUCUUCUGGCUCUCUUCCGUACAAGAGUGCUCUUUUCAGUGAGCUGAUCGCUAGCAUCAAUCCGUACCCUCUGGAUAUUCUCAUCCCCAAUCGGAUGCAGAACACUGAAUUCAGGCACCACCACUGUAGUUAGUACGGAAAACGCUGGAAAGAGCUGUGUGACUGAAAAUAUGGUAUUCUAGAAAUCAGGAAUUGCCUGACACGCGGGUCAUUUUUUUCACUCCAAUGUGGCUAAAACCGUACAUGUACUUGCUCCUGUACUCAUCGAUAAAUCUGCGUGAUUUCGGAAUCAUUUGAAGGAAAAGGGUUUUCUCUCAUAAUUGCACAAAAACUGUGUUGCCGAUUGUCACGUAUGAAACCAACAACCACCAAAGUAUACAUAAAUGGGUUUUCCGCCAAAAUCCAUUUACGCACUGACGUGCUCUUCAGUCUCACCCCUACUCUAGCCACGCUCACAUUUUUUUUUAUUCGGCUGUUUUGGAGUUGCCGGCACAUUUUACCUCCAGAAAAGCAGCUGGACUCGUGUGCUUUUUGAUAGGACUCACUUUCCGAAAAGAUUUCAUGCUCGUAACCUUAGACGAUGUCCGUUGCAUACUAGUAUCCCUCCGUUAAUGCCAUCAGAUGGUGACCGAUUUGUGCUCGCUUCCAAUUGUGAAAGUUAUUGGCGAACCGUUGGAUGAGACACUUGAGACCGUGGUCGAAUCUAUUCAAUUUUCCAUUUUCUGCUUCACACUUCCCUUCUACCUGUUUGUCACUUAUAUCAUGUUGAAUGCUCAAUUACGGGGCAUCGUGGAACUCUCCACACCUUUCUUCAAGCUCUGCAUCACCACUGCCGUCGUCGAUAUUUGUGAGUGGCCUGAAAACUUUUUUAGAUUAGUGAGUUAGAUCAGUGAGAGAACUGUGUGAACCUUUGUUGAGAUUCAAUCAGUCCAGUUUUCUUUUUUAUUACUAGUAAUUGUUGUUUUUCCCGUCUGUCAGGGCUCCGCGAGCACAUGGAAAUUGAGUUAGAACACAUGGAGACACUGAGUCACUGGCUAAGAACCGAAAAGUGCCGAAGACAGAAAAGUACAGUAGCUAACCUAUGCAUUGAAAACUCAUAUAAGAGUUACAAAUAUUUUUUGUUCUAAAUGAAACUUGGAAAUUCUUUUCUAAUAUAAACAUUCCCAACUUAAAAGCUCCGACUUAUUUUCCACUUUCAUAAAAACCACUUUUCAGGGACCCUUCUCAACAACUAUCUGGGCGCGAUGUUCCCCAAAUGGAGCUGGGGUACCGGCAUCUAUUUGUACCUGGACCACUUCUACGCGCACGCUUAUCUGUACUUUGCCUGGACUUCAGGUUCGUUUAUAAUUACGUAAAUAACCUGAUUUUGUGGGUGAGAACUACACGUGGCAUGUCAUGCUAAUAAUAGCUUUGCAACAAAUCUCUGGUUCAUGGGAAAAGGCAAAAAAUGAUGUUUGGUUGGGAAAGAACAAUGUUUAGAGGGUGUGCAACAGAAAUCUUCUAGUUUCUAAGUGUUGUAGCAACGGAAUUGUGUCAGCAAAUUCAUGAAGUCCUCUGAACUCUUUAAAUCAUCCGAUAGUUAUCACUUAGCUAUUACGUGCACAGAAAAUACUGUAGAAAUUUUACUUGGUCUUAUUCUGGUACCUAAUUAGACCAUCACCCACUCGAAUUCCGGAAAACUCUCAAAACGAAACAUUAUAAUGUCUACACUUUCAGGUAUUUGUCAAGCCAUGUGCGUUUCAGUCUUAGCCACAAAUCGUCUUUCCGCUAUAAUGUUUCCUAAUAAACAUAACAUCGUAAGUGAGACCUACGAGCAUAACCUUUUUUGAAAACAAAAGGUUUUUCUGUAGAUUUGGAGCUCCACCCGCCUACGCAUUGCCAUGUCGCUCCAGUUUAUUCCCGGAAUGCUUGCGGGUCUCGCCACGCUUUUCAACGGGACCCAAUUGUAUCGAAACAACAAAAAUGGAGUGGUCCCAAAGUUUAUCGAGUGAGACUGACGUUAUGAAAAACGUUGAAAUAGUAACGUUUCAGUGAAAAACAGGUGACAUUCUUCUUUCUAGUUGCCGGGGCAUUUUUGACAAUUGUCUGUAUAUACCUCAUUUCUGCCUAUUGUUAUCUUUUGUACGUGUUGCGCAAGAAUAGUAACGCUAUUGUAAGUUCAAAAUUGUUUGUCAGCUUCACCUAUGGUGAAUGAAUUUUAGAAAAACACUCAAUUUCGAAAAGCUCGAUCUCAAAUCAAAAAACGGGAAUUCAAGCUGUUUAUAAUGAGUAGUAUUACUGGUAAGUGAUAGCCUCUUGGUGCAUCAGCCAACGUCCUCCAAUUUUAGUGGCCAUCCAAAUCGCGGCACUUUGCCUUUUCGUCUCCUACGCCACAGGGAUACUAGUAAUCUCGUUGGACAAGUUCUAUCUUCUCUACAACGGCAUCAGGUACCUUUUUGUGCUGUUCUCCAUGUAAACCCGGUUAUUCAGUGACCUCUACGCGGGUAUCAACCCCUAUCUCCUCUGGAUUUUCUCUGAUUCUCUUCGAAAACACAUUCUCAUCUGGUUCGGAUUCAAACAGCAUCAAAAACAGCCGAGCUCUUCAGUCAUCACUGUCAUUCAUUAG